GAGGGACAGGGCAUGAUCCUGGAUGUUCCUUGAGCAAACAACUGGUGGCAGAGGUUGUGACCAGUCUGAUCCGUGACUCUCGCUGGACAAAGAGGACCACCGACUCGGCUAAAAGCAGAGCCAAAGCAAGGAUUUUAUUUAUGUGACAUACAUGAUGACAGGGAAAAAGACAGAUUACUUGAUGAGCAGCAGGAGACGUAAAAUGUGAUUCUUCAUCCUCUCAUUAGUGCCUUUCAGAAGCUCUUUUUCCUAAUAACCGAGUCCACUUUGAAGUGCAGCUAGUCUACGAAGUCUCGGGAAAGGGGUUGGCUAAGUUCUCUGAGUAGGCAGGGAUGGAAAGUGGGGACCCGGAGCGAUAUGAAGAAGAGGUCAGAGGGAACGAAGGGAACACAGAAAAAGACAAACACCUGAAGAACCAGCUCAACACUGAGGAGAAGGGAGAGAAGGAGAGCAAUGAGAGUGAGAAGAGGAAAGAGCGGCGACGUUCAGGGCCUCUGUGUAGGAACGGAUGGGCUCUGAGUGAAAGAUUGGCCAUCAAUGUUUCAGGAAUGCGCUAUGAAACCCAGCUUCGCACCUUGGCCCAGUUUCCAAACUCCAUGCUCGGGGAUCCCAGGCGGAGAUCCCGCUACUUUGACCCGCUUCGAAACGAGCUCUUCUUGGACCGUAACCGAGCCUGCUUUGAUGCCAUCCUAUACUUCUACCAAUCAGGGGGGAGGCUCCGCAGGCCUGCAAACAUACCCCUGGACAUCUUCAUGGAUGAGCUGAUGUUUUACGAGCUGGGAGAAGAUAUUUUGAACCGCUUCAAGGAAGACGAGGGGUUUCCUAAGGAGGAAGAGAGGCCCCUGCCAACCAAUGAGGUCCAGAGAAAACUGUGGAUGUUGUUUGAGCACCCUGAGUCCUCAUCGGGGGCCCGUAUCAUUGCCAUCAUAAGUGUGAUGGUGAUAGUAUUGUCCAUUCUCAUCUUCUGCCUGGAAACGCUGCCCGACUUCAAGAAAGAGGAUUAUCACCCCCAGGUUAAGAAUUCUUCUGAGAACAUGCCUCCCACUCCAAGUGUUUUCACCGACCCCUUCUUCAUGGUGGAAACCAUGUGUAUUUGCUGGUUUUCCUUUGAGCUCAUCAUGCGCUUUUCUUGUGCUCCAAGCAAGAUCACCUUCUUCAAGGAUGUCAUGAACAUCAUUGACUUUAGCGCCAUCCUGCCAUACUUUGUCACCCUUGGAACUGAGCUCGCUAAAGACGAUGACGCAUCUCCAACCACAUCCUUGGCCAUCAUCAGAGUCAUCAGGUUGGUGAGGGUCUUCAGGAUCUUCAAACUGUCUAGGCAUUCCAAGGGGCUCCAGAUCCUUGGUCAGACACUAAAGGCCAGCAUGCGUGAGCUCGGCCUACUUAUCUUCUUCCUGUUUAUUGGAGUCAUAAUUUUCUCUAGUGCUGUCUAUUUCGCAGAAGCUGACCACCAUACAACAGAUUUUGUCAGUAUACCACACGGCUUUUGGUGGGCAGUAGUCACAAUGACCACUGUGGGGUACGGUGAUAUGUACCCAGCAACAGUGUGGGGUAAAAUGGUUGGCUCUAUGUGCGCCAUUGCCGGUGUUCUUACUAUCUCCCUGCCUGUGCCUGUCAUUGUUUCCAACUUCAGCUACUUCUACCACCGAGAGACGGAAUGUGAAGAUCGAACUGAGUACAUUCACGUUCAAACUUCCCUAUGGGAAGAUGAGGAGCCUGAAGAAGAGGAGAACGAGGAAGGGGAUAGGGAUCAAGAUCAGGAAUUUUAUGCCAGUGAAGGCAUAUGCAACCCUCUGAAUGGGACUUUACUUGGCGGACUAUGUUCUGGCCAGAUGGCAGAGUACACAGGAGGGAACAUGUAUCUGAGGGAACCGCUAGUAACACAGGUUUAGGUAGAGUGGGGCUUUGUAUCCUUAGACAAAAACAGCACCGAAGUGUUAUAUAAAAGCUAUUUAUAACAAGUGAAAGGACAGGUGGGACUUCUUUUAAACUCCAUUGAAUACCUUAAGAAGGACAGUGGGCAGUUAUAUUACCUCCGAAAAUGUUGUGUUGGUUCUAUUUUUUCCUUAACUGCAAUUUUAUCCCCUAAACCCAGCUAAAUAUAU
This is a messenger RNA of Cyprinodon variegatus (sheepshead minnow), 2105 nucleotides long. RefSeq names its product potassium voltage-gated channel subfamily A member 1-like. The coding region runs from base 333 to 1892 and encodes 519 amino acids. Gene Ontology annotation, cellular component: voltage-gated potassium channel complex; membrane. Gene Ontology annotation, biological process: protein homooligomerization; potassium ion transmembrane transport. Gene Ontology annotation, molecular function: delayed rectifier potassium channel activity; protein binding. The transcript has 3 exons. The record is from RefSeq and is a predicted model, not a curated record. Lineage: Eukaryota; Metazoa; Chordata; Actinopteri; Cyprinodontiformes; Cyprinodontidae.